CACAUUGAUCAUUCUUCCACCUUUGUGUUUGCUUUGUUUAUCACCUAGUGUGAUUUUUCUCGUCAUCCCUCUUCCUCCUUCUUUGCCCGUCUUUGUUUAUUGGCUAAGCCCUAACUCCUCCCUCUGUCUUGGGUUCAUGAGGGGAAAGCCCCACUUCUCAACUCUAGUGCAGGGCUUGCUAGGCCGCAGCCACCAUGAAGCCUGCUAGUGGCUCCCGCUUUGGCCGAAACAGGUUCAGGAUUGUUUAUGUGAACCGUUUUGGUAGCCACCACAGUGGCACCGUGAUUCAUUACAGCAGUGGCCACCUCAGGCAGGAGGGCAAAGCGGACCUGGCAGACACCAUGCCCUGCAUCCAAAAUAAAGCUCAUUCUCCCAUUCCUAAUGGACUGGUCUCUGGGUGUGCCAUCCUCCCUCCAUCCCACGAGGGACAAAAGAGCCCAUGCUUUGGGCCUGGAGCCACUUCUAAGAUGCACGCUGACAAAACUGGAAUAGGUUUCAGCCCGUCUCUAACCAGGGGAAGGCAGGCCAAGUCCCCGAAAGCGGCCAAAGCCAAAAGGAUAAUGGCUGGGCCGCCAUGCCCACCAAACAAAGACUGGGGCUGCCAGGCAGCCGCUUUAAGCCCCACUGUCUCCAGCAACUGGAAAGGAACUGGUGGAUACUACGUGACUCAAAGCGAUGUAUUUGAAUUUUCAGCUCCUUUGAAAAAUGCUAACAACAUGGUCCGAAAACGUAAGAAAAAGUCUGCAGUUUGGUGUGGAGUUUCUAAAGUGAUUUCUAAGAUGAUAGAAGAAAAUGGACAUUUCCGAGACCGACUGAUACACUGCAGCCAACUUUCAAGUAAAAGAAAAGAUGGCACAGAACUGGAGGCCAGUUGCUUUGAGCCCUGCAAGAAAGGAGGAACGGGAGGUAGGGAUAUAAAUGAGAAUGCAGUCAAUGGAGCUUCAUGCAUUGAUACAGAUGAAGCCAUUUUUGGAUGGGUGUAAGAAAUAGAGCAAUGAGAAAAUGCAGCUUUACUAUGACGAGUGUUAUUAUUAUAUUGUUUUUGUUCCUAUUGUUAUUUUGUAAUACGCUAACCAAGAGAAGCAGAUUGUUGACAUGAAAGGGACUUGUCUUGUGCAAGUUAUGUGGAACAUAAUCUUAUUUUUCACUUUUAGUGCUAUUAUAGCAUCAUUUUAAUGCUAGUUUUAUUAAAAUGUAUAAUCAUAGAUAUUCUUUUAAAUCCUGAGUAAGCAUUGCACAUUGCUGCUAUUUGCUUUAACUGCUUAAGACAGUAUGAAUUUACCACAAUCAGUUAUUUUAGUGUUGAUAGUUCCAUGAAGUAAAUAUACAAUCCUAAAGCAUUUGCAUCUGUAAACUUAUUCUCUGAAAGUGGUAUACCUGACUCUUUGUAUGAUAUGUGAAAAUACAAGGUUUGCUGUUGCUGUUUGCCAUCAAGUCAAAUUCAGUUUAUGGAAACUCUAUGAAUGAGAGAUCAAUAAGGUCCCCAGUCAUCAAUUACCCUAUUAAGAUCUGGAAAGCUCAGGGUCCAGGCUUCCUUGAUUGAAUCAGUCCCCCUGUCAUGUGGUCUUUCUCUUCUAUUCAUUUCCACUUUACCAAGCGUUAUUGUCUUAUCCAUUAAGUCAUAGUAUGUCAUAUGUCCAAAGUACAACAGCCUCUGUUUAGUCAUUUUGGCUUCAAGUGACAGUUCAGGAUUGAUCUGAUCUAAGAACCAUUCUUUUGUCUUUUUAGCAAUCCAUGUUAUCCACAGAACCCAUCUGCAGUGCCACGUUGCAAAUGAGUUUAUUUUAUUCCUGUCAGUUUUCUUCUCUGUCCAGCUCUCUCCCUUGCCCUCUCCCCCUCCUCCCUCUCUCUCCAUAUACAUAUAUACAUACAGUACAUCUAUGACAAAUACAAGGUGCUCAUAAUCAAAGUAUGAAGAUGAUGAAUUCAAAAUUCAAUGUCAGUCUUUUAGGGUGCAAAUAGGAGCUGUUUAAAUGAAUGUGGCCUAUUGGGAGUUAGAGGGAGUGUCCACUUUUUUCAGUGUUCACUCACCUAAAAUAGCUCUCCUGCAUUCCCUCAGUCCUACAAGCAAUUGCCUGGAAACACCAGCAAGCAUAUCAUCCAAGAGUUGUACAGUUUCUAAUGCUUCAAAGAAAAUAAGACUGUUUUAGAAAACUGUCACAUCCUAAUUGUUCAUUUUCAGAUGCAACAAAACAAAACAAAACAACAACAACAAAAAACCCCAUUUCCCCUGCUCCAAGAUAUAGUACAAAAUAUAUGUAGACAUCAUAUCCAUGUCUAGCUCUACAUUAUAGCUUCAUGAUACUGAGAAUGUUAUGAAUUUAUCCCUGAACCUGAUUGUUUCCAAGAAUUCUUGGUUUUACAGAUACCAGCACUAAUUGAGCACAGUUUAUCAUAUUAAUUCCAGAUUUUUGAAUGGUUGAGCUUACAUUUGAAGGGUACUGGCCAGUGUCAUUACUGUUAGGGAUUGUAUCUCUACAAUGCAUGCUGUAAAGGUAGUUAAAGGAGAUAUGUCUGGUAAAUAUCCCAACUUUGAUUUUUCACUAUAAAUAGGCAACCCUGUGUACAUUUACGUUAGCAAGCCCUGCUGAAUAAAUUAGGUCCAUUUAGACUGUGAGAAGAUCUUGAGUGAUUUGUCAGCUUUUUUGUGAAUAUGAUACCUACAGUGGUCAGCUGCUUGCCAAAAGUGAAAUAUAUUUUUAAAAUGUGUUCAAGAGAAUGACAGUCCCUUUCUUCUUAACCAAAUCCACUCUUUCCUGAAAGGGGUGAGUACAUAUAUACUUCUCUAAUGUGAUUCACUUCAAUAGAAGGAGCAGACCAAGCUGCCCUCAAUGAAUGUGGAAAUGUGUGUACAUGAAUUCUAUCUGCAAAUCACAAUUCAUUUUGGGCUCUGAAUUGGGACCAUAAUCAGUGUCUUUUACAACUAGGAUGUUUUACUCCCUGUCCAACGCAAUAAUUCACACCAUUUAACAGCCAGCUGUAAAGAAUUUGCUCUAUAGUCUGCAAAUAAAAUUGCUCAGAUUCAUUCUGUCUUGUACUGUAUAGUUGCUGCAGAUCCAGUGUUUAUGACUCAGGGCUCAGUUUGUCCAGGUAAAAUAAUGCUUUACCAUUUUUGCAGCCCAAGGAUGAGCAUAGGGGUCUUGGAGAGAUGAGAGCCAUCACAUGUUUUCCAGUGCCUUGUCCUGCUUGGCUUAUUAAACAGGUCAGAGAAGGACUGGCCAGGUGGGUAAAAGAAUCCCAACAUGCCCAAAGGAGACAGUUGGAGUUUAACACAUGGGAGGAAUUUCUCUUAAUUUUGAAUGAAAAGAAAGUGGGGCCAGAACACAUUCAUGUGAAUUUGCUCGUUAAUUUACAUGAAUUCAAAUUGCAUUCAAACUGACUUCCCAUUGCCCGAAAAUAGCUUGCCAUUGCCCAAAAUUGUGUGUGGUAGUCUAUAACGCAAUAACGUGAAACCCCAUGAGUGCGCUCGGGGUUUCCUUGUCUGAUAAAUUCCAGUUGUUAAGAACUCUUCCCUGUGCUGUCUAACUCAUCAGCCACUCUCCAAUAUUGCAUUUUGAGGAAAGGUACUGGAAUAUAUAUUGGCCUCUCUUCUCCAGGGGUUCCUGUAUGAGACACAUUAUCUAAAUCUAUUCAUAUUGACCUCAGGCCUUUUUAUGGGACAGAGACAACUUUGAUAGCCUUGGUGGAUAACCUACACCAGGAACUGAGCAGGAGGAAUGUUUUCCUUUUUGGUUCUACUGGGCCUUUUGGUGGCCUUGAGUGCCAUUAGCCAUAGUAUCCUUCAGGGCUGACUUGCUGGGAUGGGACAUAGAAGCAAUGUUUUACAAUGGCUCUGUUCUUUUCUAAAUGGGAAAGCCCAGAAGGUGGAGCUGGGAGAUUCCUGCCCAACUCCUGCCGAGUCCCCCAGAGUUCUGUUUUGUCCUCCAUACUAUUUCAUAUAUAUUUGAGAGAAGCUGUCUGGAAUUUUGGGAUUAUGUGUCACUGAUAUGCUGGUGACACUCAGCUCUAUCUCCCCUUUCCAACUAAUGCCAAGAAAAUUGUUUCCAUAACCUGCUGCCUGGCAUCUGUAAUAGACAGGAUGAAUGAAAACAAGUUGACUGGUCAACUAAAGGCAGAUCAGGCAAUUGAGAUUCAGCAUGUGUUGGAUGGGAUUGCACUUCCCUUGAAGAAACUGAUUUGCAGUUUGGGUGUCCUCCUAGACUCAACCUUCAACUUGGAGGUCCAGAUUUCAGUGAUGGUCAAGAGUACAUUUGCACAGUUAAGGCUGGUGUGCCUGGUGGAUCUGAUCUGGCUACAAUGAGACAUUCCUUAGUCACAUCUCAUCUGGAUUACUGUGAUGUGCUCUACAUGGGACUACCUUUGAAAGAGGUUCAGAAUCUUUAGCCAGCGCAAAUUGCCAAAACAGGAUUUUUAACUUGGGCUCACCACAGGGAGCACAUAGCUUCCAUGUUGCAAUGAUUCCACUAGCUGCUGCUUUAUUUCUCAGGACAGUUUAAAGUGCUGGUAAUGGCUUAAAGGUCUGGUAUAGUUUUGUCCCCAGCUAUCUGAAGGACUGUGUUUUUGGGAAAGGCCCUUCUCUAAGUCCUAUCACUUUCCCAUGUGUGGUUGGUAGGAACAAGGAACAUCCCAAGGGAUGCUCCCAGACUUUGGAAUUUUUUUUCCUGGGAAGGCUAGGAUGGAUCUUUCCUUGCUGUCCUUCUGCUGAAAAGUGAAAACUGUUUUAUUCCGAUAGGCUUUUAGAAACUUACUGCCAUGAGGCUUUUAAUAAGAUGUUAUUUUGUAGGUUUUCACUUUCUGUUUUUUUAAUGAAUUUUUAAAAUGGUUUUAAUUCUAUA
This is a messenger RNA of Sceloporus undulatus (fence lizard), 4835 nucleotides long. RefSeq lists its product as uncharacterized. The transcript is spliced from 6 exons. The record is from RefSeq and is a predicted model, not a curated record. Lineage: Eukaryota; Metazoa; Chordata; Lepidosauria; Squamata; Phrynosomatidae. Bases 195 to 983 code for a protein of 262 amino acids.